UCUGCGGGCGCCGGGCAGCUGCAGCGGGCGGCCGGGGCUGCGCGCUCGGGACGCGCGGAAUGUGAGGCGCGGCGAGCCGCUGCGCACCGACGCUCCCUCGCUCGCUCGUUGCUCGCUCGCUCGCUCGCUCCCUCGCUCUCCUCUGGCUCGCUCUCCUCUGGCUCGCGCGCGCGAAGGGCGGCGACCCCUUGGCGGACGGUCGGCCGCGCCCCGCGCUCCGUGUCGCGCGGGUCCCGGGGGGCUCUUCGCCCCCGCGCGCGCCCUUGUGCCCUCCCGGUGCCCUCCAGCGCGCGCCGGCGGGACCAUGAAGAAGUUCUCUCGGAUGCCCAAGUCGGAGGGCAGCGGCGGCGGCGGCGGCGGCGGCGGCGGCGGCGGGGCGGCGGCUGGCGGGGCCGCGGGCGCCGGGCUCGGCGGCGGCGGCGGCGGCUUCGCAGGCUCGUCCGUGGGGGUCCGGGUGUUCGCCGUCGGCCGCUACCAGGUCACCCUGGAGGAGUCGCUGGCCGAAGGUGGAUUCUCCACUGUUUUCCUGGUGCGGACUCACGGUGGGAUCCGAUGUGCACUGAAGCGAAUGUAUGUCAAUAACACAGCCGACCUCAACAUUUGUAAAAGGGAAAUCACAAUUAUGAAGGAACUAUCUGGCCACAAAAACAUUGUUGGUUAUUUGGACUGUGCUGUCAAUUCAAUUAGUGAUAAUGUGUGGGAAGUGCUUAUUUUAAUGGAAUAUUGCCGAGCUGGGCAGGUAGUGAAUCAGAUGAAUAAGAAGCUGCAGACGGGCUUUACUGAAUCAGAAGUCUUACAGAUCUUCUGCGACACCUGUGAAGCCGUGGCAAGAUUGCAUCAAUGUAAGACUCCCAUAAUCCACCGGGAUCUGAAGGUAGAAAAUAUUUUGCUAAAUGAUGCUGGAAAUUAUGUGCUUUGUGACUUUGGCAGCGCCACUAAUAAAUUUCUCAAUCCUCAAAAAGAUGGAGUUAAUGUAGUAGAGGAAGAAAUUAAAAAAUACACGACUCUGUCAUAUAGAGCCCCAGAAAUGAUCAACCUUUACGGCGGGAAACCCAUCACCACCAAGGCUGAUAUCUGGGCCCUGGGGUGUUUACUGUACAAACUUUGUUUCUUCACUCUUCCUUUCGGUGAGAGUCAGGUUGCUAUCUGUGACGGCAGCUUCACCAUCCCAGACAGUUCUCGCUACUCCCAUAACAUACAUUGUUUGAUAAGGUUCAUGCUUGAACCAGAUCCGGAGCAUAGACCUGACAUAUUUCAAGUAUCCUACUUUGCUUUUAAAUUCGCCAAAAAGGAUUGUCCAGUUUCCAACAUCAAUAAUUCUUCUCUUCCCUCAACUCUUCCUGAACCGAUGACUGCUAGCGAAGCUGCUGCUAGGAAAAGCCAAAUGAAAGCCAGAAUAACAGAUACCAUUGGACCAACAGAAACCUCAAUUGCACCAAGACAACGACCAAAGGCCAAUUCCACUGCUGCCACUUCCGGUGUGCUGACCAUUCACAGUUCAGCAACGCCUGUUAAAGUACCUGCUCCUGCUGAAUUCAAUAACCACAAGCCAAAAGGAGCACUGAGACCUGGAAGUGGUUCUGAAGUCUUAAUGGGUCAGGGCCCCCCUCAGCAACCACCACAGCAACAUAGAGUCCUGCAGCAGUUACAGCAGGGAGACUGGAGAUUACAGCAACUUCAUUUGCAUCGUGUUCCGCAGCAGCAGCAGCAGCAGCAGCAGCAGCAGCAGCAGCAGCAGCUACUUCAAAAUGCUUAUUUGCAGCAGUAUCAGCAUGCAAUGCAGCAGCAACAGAUACUUCAACAGCAGUUUUUAAUGCAUUCAGUCUAUCAGCCACAUCCUCCAGCAUCACAAUAUCCUACAAUGAUGCAGCAGUAUCAGCAGGCUUUCCUGCAGCAGCAGAUGUUAGCUCACCAUCAGCAGCCUCGGCAGCAGGCAUCCCCCGAGUAUCUUACCUCCCCUCACGAGUUCUCACCAGCCUUAGUUUCCUACGCUUCGUCACUUCCCGCUCAGCUUGGAGCCAUAGUGGAUUCCUCUUAUGGUGCCAAUAAGUCAGUUGCUGAGAAAGAGGCGGUCGCACAUUUUACGAAUGAGAAGACCGUCAGUCACCCGCCUGAUAUGUCAGGGUGGAAUCCUUUCGGAGAAGACAACUUCUCCAAGUUAACAGAAGAGGAGCUGCUGGACAGGGAGUUCGACCUGCUCAGAUCAAACAGGCUCGAGGAGAGUGCACCCUCAGAUAAGAAUGUAGACCCACCCUCUGCUCCACAUAGCCAUCCUCCGGAAGACCCCUUUGGUUCUGUCCCUUUCAUUUCUCACUCAGGUUCUCCUGAAAAGAAAACUGAACACUCUCCAACUCAAAAAAAUAUCACUGCAAAUCCUACCAAAAACGGAAGCACAAGUCCAAUAUGCAAAGAUCAGCGGGCUGUAAAGAAAACCUCAGAGAAUCCAGCAGUCCGGGGUCCAGUGCAGAAGGGGAAUGAUGAUUCUGAGAGCGACUUUGAAUCAGACCCCCCUUCUCCUAAGAGCAGUGAAGAAGAACAAGAGGACGAGGACGCUCAGGGAGAACACGGGGACUUUAAUGAUGAGGACACCGAGCCGGAGAACUUGGGUCACAGGCCUCUGCUCAUGGACUCUGAAGAUGAGGAAGAGGAAGACAAACACAGCUCUGACUCAGAGUAUGAACAGGCUAAAGCCAAGUGUGGAGACCUGAGCUCCCUGCACAGAGACAAACCUGCUGGUGGGCGGAGCCCAGCCCGUGACCCCCCACUCCUCUCCCCUGCCCAUUCUCCAGCUGAUGCCCCGACUCCCGGUCAGGAGUUCGAUGUGUUUGGUGCUGUUCCCUUCUUUGCAGUGCCGCAGCACAGAGGGAAUGGGAAGAACCUCUCCAGGCCGACAUUUCCGGAGCAGGAGGACUUUGAUGUGUUCACAAAGGCACCCUUCAACAAGAAGGUCCAGGACUGGCCCGCGGUGGGCUCCGACACCCGCCCCCUGCCUGCGCGGCCCAGGAGUGUAGAUAUCUUUGGCUCCACCCCCUUUCAGCCGUUUUCCACAUCCGCGGCGAGCAGAAGUGAAAGCAGGGAGGAUGUUUUCGGGCUCGUCCCCUUUGAAGAAAUAACUGGGAGCCAGCAACAAAAAGUCAAACAGCGCAGCCUGCAGAAACUGUCUUCUCGCCAGAGACGCACAAAGCAGGACAUGUCCAAAAGCAAUGGGAAGCGCCACCAUGGCACACCCACCAGCGCAAAGAAGACGCUGAAGCCCCCCUACCGCACCCCUGAGAGGGCUCGCAGACACAAAAAGGUGGGCCGCCGAGACUCACAAAGCAGCAGUGAGUUCUUAACCAUUUCAGACUCCAAGGAGAACAUCAGCGUUGCCCUGACCGACGGCAAAGACAGGGGCAGUGUCCUGCAACCCGAGGAGAGCCUGCUGGACCCCUUUGGUGCCAAGCCCUUCCACCCGCCAGAGCUGUCGUGGCACCAGCCCCAUCAGGGCCUAAGUGACAUCCGUGUUGAUCACAGUGCCAUCCUGCCCGGGAGGCCCAGGCAGAAUUCAGUGCAUGGGUCAUUCCAUAGUGCAGACGCGUUGAGAAUGGAUGACUUCGGUGCCGUGCCCUUCACAGAACUCGUGGUGCAAAGCCUGGCUCCACAUGAGUCCCAACAGCCCCAGCCAGUGGAAUUGGACCCAUUUGGUGCUGCUCCAUUCCCCUCUAAACAGUAGAUGCUCCAGGUGGACUCGGCAAUAACU
Peromyscus californicus insignis is the source of this 3739-nucleotide messenger RNA. RefSeq names its product BMP2 inducible kinase (gene Bmp2k). The transcript is spliced from 16 exons. NCBI's taxonomy places the organism in Eukaryota, Metazoa, Chordata, Mammalia, Rodentia, Cricetidae. Bases 305 to 3712 code for a protein of 1135 amino acids. The record is from RefSeq and is a predicted model, not a curated record. Gene Ontology annotation, biological process: protein phosphorylation. Gene Ontology annotation, molecular function: ATP binding; protein kinase activity.